GAAGGGCUGYGCCUCAGAGGCUCUAAAGGAGAAUCUCCUUCUUCCAGUCCCCGCUCCUCUCUUGUUCCUCCACUCCGCCGCCACUGCCCGCCCCAGCCUGGCCACCAUGAGCCGACAGUGCUACACCUCCGGCUCCAUCCUKGGGAGACGAGGAUUUUCCUCCGCAUCCGCUGUCUGCGGCUUGGGCAGACCCAACAGCAGCACGGCCUCCGUGUGCCAGCCCGUGGGACGGAGGUGUGGGAUCGGCGGCUUCAGCAGCCGCAGCGUCUGCGACCUGGGCAGAGGGCAAAGGAUUUCCUUCGGUGGCAGCUGCCGUGGCAGUGUCUACAGCGGGGCUGGUGUAGGGCGUUGCGGAGUGGCGUUCGGCGGGGGCCGUUUUGGCACCGUCGUGGGUUUUGGCAACUGCGCUGGCUUCGGGGGCCUGGGCAGCUACAGAGGUUUGGGUGACGGAGUGGCCGUGGGCGGCUUCGGCAGCGGCGUGGGCAUGGGCAUCAACGGAGGGAGAUCCGAGGGUAUCCGCGGUGUCAGCAUCCACCCCGAGCUCCUCAAGCCCCUGUGCGUGGGYGUGGACCCCGAGGAGUGCCAGGUGCGGACCCACGAGAAGGAGCAGAUCAAGAAUCUCAACAACCAGUUCGCCUGUUUCAUCGACAAGGUGCGGCUGCUGGAGCAGCAGAACAAGGUGCUGACCACCAAGUGGGAGCUGCUGCAGCAGUAUGUGGUCCCAGCCACCCGCAGGAGCCUGGAGCCCGUGUUUGAGAAYUUCAUCUGCAACCUGAGGAAGCAGCUGGAGUGCGUGAUGGGGGAGCGCGAGCGGCUGGAGAACGAGGAGCGCUGCCUGCGCGACCUGGUGCAGGAGUUCAAGUGCAAGUACGAAGAUGAGAUCAACAAGCGCACCGCGGCAGAAAAUGAGUUUGUGGUGCUCAAAAAGGAUGUGGAUUGUCUCUACCUGACCAAGGAGGAGCUGGAGGUGAGGGURGGUCUCCUGMGGCAGCAGCUGGAGUUCCUGAAGUGCAUCUACGCCGAGGARAGGGCUCAGAUGGACUGUCAGCUGUGUGACACCUCGGUCAUCGUGCAAAUGGACAAYAGCCGGGACCUGGACAUGGAGGGCAUCAUCAAGAGCGUGGAGUGCUGCUACGAGGAGAUUGCCCAGAAGAGCAAGGCCGAGGUGGAGGCUUUCUACCAAACCAGGCUGGAGGAGCUCCACAGCAGCCGGGGCAAGUUCUGCGACGACCUGAGGAACAACCAGAGCGAGAUCGCGGAGCUCAACAGGAUGAUCCAGAAGCUGCAGUGUGAGUCGGACAACGUGAAGAAACAGAUUUCAGCCCUGCAGACGGCCAUCUGUGACGCUGAGCAACGCGGAGACUGCGCCCUCAAGGAUGCCCGGCAGAAGCUGAUUGACCUGCAGACAGCUCUGCAGCAGGCCAAGGACAAGAUGGCCUGUCUGCUCAAAGACUACCAGGAGCUGCUCAAYGUCAAGCUGGCCCUGGAYAUCGAGAUUGCCACUUACAGGACGCUGCUGGAGGGCGAAGAGAGCAGGAUAUGCACCGGCAACCCUGUGAGCGUMGCCGUGGUCAGCGGCGGGGGCACGGUCGGGGAGUGCCGGUCCCUGUCUGGAAAAUGCAGYGUCAAAACCGGAGCGGCCGGCGCGGGGCUGGGCAUGGUCUCAUCCUUCGGCAACGCCGGAUUCAGCACCCGCAGCGUGGAUUGCGUGCCCAAAGUCGGGGCAGGGUUCGGAGCCAGGAGCGUGGUCAGCUCCCUGGGCAGGGAAGUGCUGACCGGGGUGGACGGGGUCCAGUGCGCCCCCGCCAUGGGUAACCUGGGCAAUUUGGGCAAUUUGGGCAAUUUGGGCAAYCUGGGCAACCUGGGCAACGUGGUGUGCGCGGGGGUGGAGCAGUGCGGCGCCGGGCCGGUGCUCAUCCCCGGGGCGCCGGGGGUGUGCGGGAACAGGUUCAACACAGCCGUGCGUGUGGUCAGGACGAGCCGGUAAAAGACCCCCGCGCGGCGGAUUUUAUAAAAAAUCAUCAUUUCUGCAAUAAAAACAGUAUUCCCCCCUCCCUCCGACAGCCACAGGGAUCACACAACCAUGCGCUAGGASAUCGCUCUGCCUAAGCCCUUUG
This is a messenger RNA of Malurus melanocephalus (red-backed fairy wren), 2117 nucleotides long. Its product is annotated as keratin, type II cytoskeletal 4-like. Gene Ontology annotation, cellular component: keratin filament. The transcript is spliced from 9 exons. Lineage: Eukaryota; Metazoa; Chordata; Aves; Passeriformes; Maluridae. Bases 107 to 1987 code for a protein of 626 amino acids. Gene Ontology annotation, biological process: intermediate filament organization; keratinization. The record is from RefSeq and is a predicted model, not a curated record. Gene Ontology annotation, molecular function: structural constituent of skin epidermis.